AUUGUCUGAAGAAACGCGUGUCCUUCAAUUGAAAACAAUAUGAGUUAGCUGCUUCAUUCACUACACUACACUACACUACCAGCUAACAGAGACAGCUUUCAGCUUCUACUACUCCACCGACUCCUUCACUCUCUCUUCCUCCUUCAUCUCAUUCCCCUUUCUGCAAUGGAAGAUGCGGAAUGGGUUCUGGUGCAGCGCCCCCCACAGAAAGACUGGUGGAACCCGACUUCAGCCAAUGCAGUGGGUGAUGGACCUUCUAGACCCUUGAAGGUUACUUUUUCUGGGCCUGCAAAGCACUGGACCGAUGCCAUCCCCAUUGGCAAUGGCCAUCUUGGAGCCAUGGUUUGGGGUGGCGUGCAAUCGGAAAUUCUCCAGCUCAAUGAGGACACACUUUGGACUGGGAUUCCUGGCGAUUACACAAAAAAAACUGCUCCUGAAGCGCUGGCUGAAGUUCGAAAACUUGUUGAUGAUAGAAAAUACUCUGAAGCUACGGCAGCAGCUGUCAAGUUGUCAGGAGAUCCUUCUGAUGUAUACCAACUUAUUGGGGACAUCAAGUUGGAAUUUGAUGAUUCUCAUCUUAAAUAUUCAGAAGAGUCUUAUCGUAGAGAGCUCGAUUUGGAUAAUGCAACAGUGAAAGUAAAAUAUUCUGUUGGUGAUGUAGAAUUUUCCAGAGAACAUUUUGCUUCUAAUCCAGAUCAAGUGAUAGUGGCAAGGUUUUCUGCAAGCAAGUCAGCGUCAUUAUCAUUUACAGUGUCUUUGGAUAGCAAAUUACAUGACAAUUUACGGGUAAAUGGCCAAAAUCAGAUAAUAAUGGAAGGAAGUUGUCCUGGUUCUAGGAUCAGGCCAAAAGUGAAUUCUAAUGACCCUCCAAAAGGAAUUCAAUUUUCUGCAGUUCUUGAUAUACAAAUUAGUAAUGACAAAGGGGUUAUACAUGUCUUGGAUGAUAAGAAGCUAAGAGUUGAAGGUUCAGAUUGGGCUAUUUUACUUCUGACAGCUUCUUCUUCUUUUGAUGGCCCAUUUACUAAGCCUGAAGACUCUAAGAAAGAUCCCACAUCUGAGUCCCUUAGUAAGAUGAAGUCUGUGAAAAGUGUUUCAUAUGCCGAUCUUUAUGCACGUCACUUGGAUGACUAUCAGAAUCUAUUUCAUCGUGUCUCAUUGCAACUCUCUAAAAGCUCAAAGAAUGUUUUAGGAAAAUCUGUUUUGGACGAAAGGAAAUUGGUUUCCCCUCAAACUAACAUCUCUCAAAUGGGAGGUGAUGAAACCAUUCCAACUUCAGCAAGAGUCAAAUCAUUUCAAACUGACGAAGAUCCUUCCUUUGUGGAGCUUUUGUUUCAAUAUGGUCGAUAUCUACUAAUUUCUUGUUCACGUCCUGGAACUCAGCCGGCAAACUUACAGGGUAUAUGGAACAAAGAUCUCGAGCCUGCAUGGGAUGGUGCUCCUCACACUAAUAUUAAUCUUCAAAUGAAUUAUUGGCCGUCUCUGUCUUGCAACCUACACGAAUGCCAAGAGCCGUUAUUUGAUUUCAUUUACUCUUUGUCAGUCAAUGGUAGUAAAACUGCAAAGGUGAACUAUGAAGCAAAUGGUUGGGUUGUGCAUCAAGUUUCUGACAUAUGGGCCAAAACAUCCCCAGAUCGAGGUGAGGCUGUUUGGGCUUUAUGGCCAAUGGGUGGAGCUUGGCUUUGUUGCCAUCUAUGGGAGCAUUAUACUUAUACAAUGGACAAAGGUUUUCUCAAAAAUAAAGCAUAUCCUUUGUUGGAAGGAUGUACAUCAUUUUUGCUGGAUUGGUUGAUUCAAGGCCAUGAUGGAUUGUUGGAAACUAACCCAUCAACUUCACCAGAGCACAUGUUCACUGCACCAGAUCAAAAGCCUGCUAGCGUAAGCUACUCAUCAACCAUGGACAUUUCAAUCAUAAAAGAAGUAUUCUCCAUAAUCAUAUCUGCUGCUGAGGUUCUGGGAAGACAAGAUGAUGCUAUUAUCAAAAGAGUUACCGAGUCUCUGCCUAAGCUCCCUCCAACAAAAAUCUCUAGGGAUGGAUCCAUUAUGGAAUGGGCAGAAGAUUUUCAGGACCCAGAUAUACAUCAUAGACAUGUUUCCCAUCUGUUUGGCCUGUUUCCAGGACACACAAUCAGUCUUGAGAAAACUCCAGACCUUUGUAAAGCUGUGGAUUAUAGUCUAAUUAAAAGAGGGGAUGAAGGUCCAGGGUGGUCAACAACUUGGAAAGCUUCAUUAUGGGCUCACCUUCACAACAGUGAGCAUGCAUAUCGCAUGAUAAAGCACUUGAUCGUUUUGGUAGACCCUGAACAUGAAAGUGAUUACGAAGGAGGACUUUACAGUAACCUGUUCACAACACAUCCCCCUUUCCAGAUUGAUGCAAACUUUGGGUUUUCAACAGCAAUUGCAGAAAUGCUUGUUCAAAGCACACUGAAGGACCUCUACUUGCUUCCCGCACUACCUCGCGGAAAAUGGGCAAAUGGUUGUGUAAAAGGAUUAAAAGCACGUGGUGGCGUGACAGUCAACAUCUGCUGGAAAGAAGGAGAUCUGCGUGAAGUGGGGCUUUGGUCAGAAAACCAGAAUUCCCGAGUGAGACUACAUUAUAGAGGAACCAUGGUCUUAGCAAAUUUAUCACCUGGCAGAGUUUACUCAUAUAAUAACCAGUUGAAGUGUGUGAAGACAUACUCACUUAGCCAACUGAGUCUUUGAAAUUUUCUUGUCUGAAUUUUCCUACAGAAUAACAUACAUUGCUUUUUGCCUCCUGUCAUUGGACUCAAUGUUGAAGUUUGAUAGUUUUCUCUUCUUUUUCUUUAUGAUUAUUCUUCGACAGUUAUUUAGCCACAGAAGAUGUAAUUUAACUGAGAAGUUUCUUUCAUUACUUUUGUUGUGCGGUUGAGGGUGUAAAACCUGGUAAUAUCACUGUCAUUUUGUUAUUAA
Molecule: messenger RNA, 2928 nt
Organism: Lotus japonicus
Lineage: Eukaryota; Viridiplantae; Streptophyta; Magnoliopsida; Fabales; Fabaceae
Product: alpha-L-fucosidase 2
Exons: 10
Coding region: 166-2700 (844 amino acids)
Biological process (GO): carbohydrate metabolic process
Molecular function (GO): alpha-L-fucosidase activity
Source: RefSeq, a predicted model, not a curated record